GUUGGUACAAACAGCCCUUCCGCACGCGCAUUACAUAUAAUACUUGCAGUAUUAUGCAUUGCUAUUAACGCUGCUACGAUGCGGCGAACAGAGCUGCUAGCGCUGCUGUUGGGCGCGCACUUCUUGUUGACAGUGACUGCCAAGCGCGGCCUGCUGGCGAGCUUCAGGCACCAACAAUCGCACACGCCGUCAAGCGAAUUCAACAUCUCGCGGCAGGUUUCGUUCUACCCGCACCCCGCGCACAAUAGGUUUCAGGCACUCGGCGAGAAGUACAACACAGAUAAAGUAGGAAGGAGACAUAAUUAUCAGACAGUCUAUGGACGCGCGUUUGAACAGUGCAACGCCGCAAAGAUUGCGGAAGGCGCGCCCUUCAAGCUGCUGGAGAUAGGCCUGGGCUGCAAUAUGCAGUACGGACCCGGGCACAGCGCGCAGGUGUGGCGCGAAUACAUUCCGCAGGCCGAGGUGUGGUUCGGCGAGUACGAUUACGAGUGUGUGCAGCACUACAAGUCGGACCUGGAGGCGAUGGGUCUGGCGGGCGUGGUGACCGGCGACCAGGCUGACAUAGCGACCCUGGAGUCCUGGGUGUCAAUGACGGGCGGCGGCUUCGACCUGGUGGUGGACGACGGCGGCCACACCAACAUGCAGCUCUACAACAGCUUCGCGGUGUUGUUCGAGAAAGCACUCAAGCCGGGAGGCCUGUACGUUAUGGAGGACAUCAUGACCUGCCGCACGCCCACCUACCGCGACGGCGACGGCCAACACGUCACCCUGGACAUCAUCAAGGACUGGAUGGAUGACCUGGUGAUGUCCCGGCUGCACCGCAAGAACGUCAAGACGCCGCCGGGCGGCCGCGGGUUGGUCUGGCGCCGGCCGCCGCGGCUCAAGUCGGUGGAGUGCGCCACCCACUACUGCGCCUUCACCAAGUGCUUCGACGACGACGACUGGUGCAAUGCAAUCGAGGAGGAGACCCAGCCCCUUGAGCCGCAUGAACCCCGCACGCCCGCCGCCACCUCCAACGCCGCCGGUGCCGGCGCCGGCGCCGACGCCGAUGCCGAUGCUGAAGGCGAUGGCGAGGCGGGCCGAGGCAAGGUGCCAGCGGCUCUGGGUGCUAAGGCCGUUAAGGGCGGGACGCCGGCCCGAGCCGUGAUCUUCAAGCGGGGGGCGGCCGGCGCGGCGGGAGCGGGUGGAGAGGCGGGAGGAGAGGCGGGCGCUGCAGGCGGCGGGGAGGCGGUGGCGAGGCGGCGUAGCAUGCGGCGGCGCGCCGAGGCGCUGGAGGAGGAGGCGGCGGAGACGCAGGCGCGGAGGCUGUUGCAGGCGGCUGUGGCUGCUGAUGGUGCUUUUGAGAUGGCGGAGGUUGACGAGGUUGAGGUGGCAUUGGCAGGCGGCCGCAGGCAGCAGCAGCAGCAGCAGCAGCAGCGGCAGCGGCAGCUGCGGCAGGUGCCGGGGGAGCUCGGUGGCAUCAGCGGCGUGCGCAGCGGAAUGCUGUGGCGCCACCACGGCAUGCGCGGGCGUUGAAUGGCCGACCCGCUGGCUCCCUGCUGUGGCCGACCCAUUUCUUGUCUUCAUGCGUUUUCGUGCCACAUGGCGCAGCCCUCCGAUACGUCUACGGGACAGCGGCAACAGCGCAUGCAGGGUGCUGCGUGUUGCCUGGGGGGCAGGCCUUGGGUUGUGUCGUGCCGUCGUGGUGAAAUUUUAGUUUGUUUUUGCGGCGGAUUACGGGCCAUGUCCCAAAACUGGUUUACGUGUAGCCUUGUAUACGACAAGGGUAUGGGAUCUUGCUUUGGUACUGCGUUUCCUAAAGCAGCAUGCUAAUCACUUAGCUGCAUUGCCAUCUUUCUUACCUGCCGGACAUUAGGGAACAAGCGAAACCGGCGUGCCGCAUGCAGGCCAUGCGAUGCACUCCGUUUGUCAGGUUUCGGUUUUUGCGGAUGAAUCAUCCGCUUUUAUGUUUGCGACGUUACGAGAGGGGCCAUACUGUGUUUACCGUAUGCAACGGGUGUGCGGUGUUGGCACGGCUUGUGUCUGUGGUGUGUUUCAUGGGCGUGUGAUGGUGGCGGGGGUUUGGGUCAUUGGGCGUGCAGCGGAUAGGGAGUGGACUGGUGCGCUGGGAGGUGAAUAAGGUGACGGAGCAGGGGCGCGGAAUGCAACGCCCUAACAGCGGCAUGUUUACACUUUAUGAGGGGGGACAUCGCUGUGUAUAGCAGUCAACAGGGGUACAUUCUUGCGGCGUUCUGUAGCUAUGCUAGAGCCGUGGAACGCCGCUCUAUUCUUUUCAUAUUUAAUGAAAGCUUGUUACAUCACAAGCAAGACGUAGCUUGCUUCAGCUUACAAUAAGAUCAUGGUUCGGGCCUUCGAGGAGUAGCAAUCUGGGACACAUCGCAGUCGGCCCCGGGUGGGGGCAGGUCGGAUGCGCUGGAAGGUGCGGGAGAGAUGCAGAGGGCUCUGCUCCUGCACGGUUCGGCCUGGUUCGGCACGCUUACGCCCCCUGAGGCUCGUGUAAUGCGUAUGCAUA
Molecule: messenger RNA, 2512 nt
Organism: Chlamydomonas reinhardtii
Lineage: Eukaryota; Viridiplantae; Chlorophyta; Chlorophyceae; Chlamydomonadales; Chlamydomonadaceae
Exons: 8
Coding region: 79-1515 (478 amino acids)
Source: RefSeq, a predicted model, not a curated record